AUGGCUGGGUGCCAUUCCUCCAUGGUUAACGCCUUUCGUAGCGUUUCUCGCUCACUGUCAAUUCCAAGCAGACUCGCCGUCUUGAAGGAUCCCCAAGAUCUCGUCACCAAAGAAGCCAACGUGAAGCCCGCCGGGACUCGCACCAAACCAACCGUUGAUCCCUUCAAUCCCAAUUUCGAAUCGAUCGCUUCGGUUCCCUACAACACAGCGUUUCCGUCGUCCACGAAGGAGUAUAAGACCGUUGUCCACGAAGCAACCGGCCACCGGCUUCACGUGCCCUUCCGUCGCGUCCAUUUGGAAGAUCCCGACCAACUCUACCUGGAUUUGUACGAUACCUCGGGGCCGCAGGGCGUUGAUCCCAAGAAGGGGUUGGCCAAGUUGCGCCAGGAAUGGACGGACGAGCGUGAGGGUAAGUACGAACGUUACACUCAGAUGCAUUUCGCCAAACAGGGAAUCGUUACCGAAGAAAUGCUCUAUUGCGCUACGCGAGAAAACAUGGAACCUGAGUUUGUCCGUUCCGAGGUGGCCCGAGGACGCGCCAUUAUUUGCUCCAACAAAAAGCAUCCCGAACUCGAGCCGCAAAUCAUUGGACGCAUGUUUAAAGUCAAAAUCAAUUCGAAUAUUGGAAACAGCGAACUGGGAAGCAAUAUUGAAGACGAGGUGGAAAAGUUGCAAUGGAGCAUGCUGUGGGGUGCCGACACACUUAUGGAUUUAAGCACAGGCAAACAUAUUCACCAAACCCGCGAAUGGAUCAUUCGCAAUUCGCCCAUCCCUGUUGGUACCGUGCCCAUUUAUCAGGCUCUCGAAAAAGUGGACGGGAUUGCCGAAGACUUGACGUGGGAAUGUUUCAAGGAGACGCUUCUCGAACAAGCCGAGCAGGGUGUGGACUACUUCACCAUUCACGCGGGCGUCUUGCUUCGAUACGUGCCAAUGACGGUCAAGCGCAUGACAGGUAUUGUCAGUCGCGGCGGAUCAAUCCAUGCCAAAUGGAAUAUUUUUCAUCACAAGGAAAAUUUUGCCUACGAACAUUGGGACGACAUUUUGGAAAUUUGCGCCAAGUAUGAUAUCGCGCUGAGUAUUGGUGAUGGACUACGUCCCGGAUCCAUCUACGAUGCCAACGACGAAGCGCAGUUUGCGGAACUCUUUACUCAGGGAGAACUAACUAAGCGCGCUUGGGAAAAGGACGUACAAGUUAUGAAUGAAGGUCCUGGACACGUUCCUCUGCACAAGAUACCCGAAAACAUGCGCAAACAGCUAGAGUGGUGCAACGAAGCACCUUUCUAUACACUAGGCCCUCUCACUACAGAUAUCGCACCCGCCUACGAUCACAUUACUUCCGCCAUUGGUGCCGCAACGAUUGCGUCUCUCGGAACUGCCAUGCUCUGUUAUGUUACGCCAAAGGAGCAUCUUGGUCUUCCCAACCGCGACGAUGUCAAGGCUGGUAUCAUUGCCUACAAGAUUGCAGCUCACGCCGCCGAUCUUGCCAAGGGAUAUCCUGGGGCCCAGGAUCGCGACAAUGCUCUCUCGAAGGCCCGUUUCUCUUUCCGUUGGAAUGAUCAGUUCAACAUUAGCCUCGAUCCUGUCACUGCCAGAGAAUUCCACGACGAAACCCUUGACAGCGAUGCCGCAAAGAGUUCCCAUUUUUGCAGCAUGUGCGGGCCCAAGUUCUGCUCCAUGAAGAUUACGGAAGAUGUCCGUGCGUACGCGGCCGAGAAUGGCUACGGAGUGGAAGAGACGGCGGCCAAGGGAAUGGAGACAAUGAGCGAGCUUUACAAGGAACUGGGCAACAAGCUCUACGUGGAAGAUGACGAGAAAACGUACGAGAACACCUUCAAUCCUUUGAAAGAUCUAGCGUCCUAG
Phaeodactylum tricornutum CCAP 1055/1 is the source of this 1860-nucleotide messenger RNA. RefSeq lists its product with no specific name. The record is from RefSeq and is a predicted model, not a curated record. The transcript has 6 exons. Gene Ontology annotation, biological process: thiamine biosynthetic process. Bases 1 to 1860 code for a protein of 619 amino acids. Gene Ontology annotation, molecular function: iron-sulfur cluster binding; carbon-carbon lyase activity. NCBI's taxonomy places the organism in Eukaryota, Bacillariophyta, Bacillariophyceae, Surirellales, Neidiaceae.